Messenger RNA from Oppiella nova, 753 nucleotides. The record is from the annotation of a GenBank genome assembly. Lineage: Eukaryota; Metazoa; Arthropoda; Arachnida; Sarcoptiformes; Oppiidae.
UUAGGAACCGAAGACUUCACUCAUCCCUACACUAAAGCCGAGCCCCAGACCAGUGCAACGAGAAGUCAAUUCCUGGCCGACGAAGUGACCAGCAGCUAUCACCCGCGCUUCAAGACGUUGGCCGAGAAUAUCCGUAACCGUCGCGGAAGGAAAGUCAUUAUAAAUGUUCCCAUUUUUAAAGACACCAAAACGAAGGACCCAUUCGUCGAGCGAUUCAAUGAUGAAGAGUCUGAUUCGGCCGCAAAGACUGACCACAUCUAUAUGGACGCCAUGGGCUUCGGGAUGGGGUGCUGUUGCCUUCAGGUGACAUUCCAGGCCUCCAACGUAGGAGAGGCCCGUAUUCUGUACGACCAGUUGACACCUCUCUGUCCCAUCGCAAUGGCGUUGAGCGCCGCCUCACCCAUACAUCGGGGCUAUCUGUUGGACCGGGACUGUCGGUGGGCUAUCAUCUCGGCCUCAGUGGAUGACCGCACGAAGGAAGAGCUGGGAGAAGAGCCGCUCAAUCACCACGCCUUCCGCAUCUCAAAGUCCAGAUACGACUCCAUUGACUCGUAUUUAUGCGAAUCCAGUGACAGAUAUAACGACAUUCUGUUGACGUAUCACAAGGGAUACUACGACCAGAUGCUGGCCGCGGGUGUCGACCCAAUGCUCGCCAAACACAUCGCCCACCUCUUCAUCAGAGACCCGAUUGUCGUCUAUCGCGAGAAACUCGAGCAGAACGACGAGAUGGAAACGGAUCACUUCGAAGUGAUU